AUGAGUAUGAUAAGCGACGAAAGUGAAAUGGAUUUAGAAAAGUGUGUACAGACGUAUGAAGAGGAGGAAAUAGAAUUACCAGAGGACAGUUCUGGCGGAAAGUUGACAUACUUCCUUGCCCCAUAUUUCUUCGAGAAAACAUGGAUAACGGACAUUACCUUACCUCUUAUCAUUGUACUAUUGCCAUCAUCCAUACGAUUGGCGUACUUUAGUAUACGUGACUAUUUUGAUACUCAACUUGAAAUGAAAUUUUUGGACGUAUUUUCUCCCUUAUGGAUGAUCAUUCAUUACUUCCUAUUCUUUACUGUGUUUUUUGUGAACUUCAUCUACGAUAAGAAAAAGGUUAAUAUUGAGACCAAAGUGCUCCAAAAGUUAUUGGAGGAAGUGGCUGAAAUGGACCUGACCGGGGAUCCAGUAGCUUGGCGGAGAAUUGCAUCUAGAGUUAAUCACUUUUCUGAAGAGAAAGGAUAUCAUUACUCCGUUUUUUACGGUGGGGGGCAUUGUAUGCGCUUUUUUGUGAGAGAAUUAGUAAAACCAAUAGAGCGUCAGACCUACGACAUCAGGUGUUAUUACGAAGGAGAAAGGUACAGGAAUUUUUGGAAAAAUCCAUCAAAUAAGGCACUAGUUGAAAGAGCAAUUGCGAAUUAUAACAAGAGCGUUGAGAAUUUUGGAGAGUUAUCACAUACGGCAGAAAAAGAUGAAUGUAGAGGUGGUAUUUUCGAGAAGUUUCGCAACACUUUCAACACCUCGAUGAUUUACUUGGUGGUAAUAGAAGUAGCGCUCUCUGUGGUUAUGACCUUGGCCUUCAUUAUCUCGAUGAUUUCUUGUGCCAUUUUUUAUUCAUUCGCUUCCCCUCAAUAG
Messenger RNA from Zygosaccharomyces rouxii, 861 nucleotides. RefSeq lists its product as uncharacterized. The transcript has a single exon. The record is from RefSeq and is a predicted model, not a curated record. Lineage: Eukaryota; Fungi; Ascomycota; Saccharomycetes; Saccharomycetales; Saccharomycetaceae. The coding region runs from base 1 to 861 and encodes 286 amino acids.